This is a messenger RNA of Micromonas commoda, 3924 nucleotides long. RefSeq names its product ATP-binding cassette superfamily. The coding region runs from base 1 to 3924 and encodes 1307 amino acids. Gene Ontology annotation, cellular component: membrane. The record is from RefSeq and is a predicted model, not a curated record. NCBI's taxonomy places the organism in Eukaryota, Viridiplantae, Chlorophyta, Mamiellophyceae, Mamiellales, Mamiellaceae. Gene Ontology annotation, biological process: transmembrane transport. The transcript has 3 exons. Gene Ontology annotation, molecular function: ATP hydrolysis activity; ABC-type transporter activity; ATP binding.
AUGGACGGAGAGGAGGCUCGGCUCGCGAGGCUCGAGGCAGAUUUCGCCACGCCGGAGGAGAGGAAGAAGCGCGAGCCCUUCCUCCCGGCGCUGACCUGGCCGCUGUGGAGGUGCUUCGGCGCGACGAUCCUGACCGGGUCCUUCUUCAAGCUCCUCAACGACCUCAUCCAGUUCCUCCCCGCCAUCGUCCUCGGAGGCUUCCUUCGGUACAUUGCCGGCAAGCCCCACUACCUCAGCGGGCUCAACCUCAGCGAUGACGAGUAUGGCGUCAUCUACUGCUUCCUGAUGUUCACCCUGCCGGUGUUGAGGACUCUCUGCGAGCAGGUAUACUUCUAUUACGCGCAAGCCUCCGGGAUCUGCAUCAAGGGUUCGCUGUCCACGUCCGUGUACCGCAAGACAAUGCGGCUGAGCGCGGCGGGUCGCGACGGAGGCACCACCGGCGAGGUUCUCAACCACAUGCAGCUGGACGCGCAGCGCGUCGGGGACCUGAUGCUGUUCAUCAACGUUCUGUGGUCGGGGGUGCUGCAGACGGUGGGAUACAUGGCGCUGCUGUACUAUUACAUCGGCUGGGCGGCCGUCGGGGGGUUCACCAUCAUGGUAGUUCUGGUCCCGCUGCAAAAGUAUUUCUUCAAGGUCAUCGCCGCGCUUCGCGGAGAUCAGAUGAAGCUGACGGACAGGCGCGUGAAGCUGCAGAACGAGGCGCUCAGCGGCGUUAAGAUAUUGAAGCUGAACGCGUGGGAAGACCCGCUGCGCGAGGAGGUGGAGCAGGUGCGCGGGGAGGAGAUUAAGAAGGGUGAGAAGAUUGCCAACGUCAACGCGGUGAACAUGUCCAUCAUGAACACCGGGCCGACGCUCGUGGCUCUCGCCGCGUUUGGAAUAUACGCUGGGAUCAUGCGUGAGCCGAUGGUUCCCGAGGUGAUCUUCCCGGCGCUCACGCUCUUCUCCCUGCUCAGGUUUCCCGUGAUGUUCUACCCGCGGUGUCUGUCGCUCUGCGCCGACGCGAUCGUGGCGCUGCGUCGUCUGCAAAAGUAUUUUUUACUCCCAGAGGCGGCGGCGACGACGAUGGAGCUUCCGACGGACUCCAUGUCCGAGCCUGAUGCACUCGUAGCGUCCAUCUCUGGAGGAUACUUCCACUGGACCGCGCCCGGUCCCACCGAGCAACCCUUCCUGAAGGACAUCAACCUCGAGCUUCGCAGAGGCAAGCUCACCGUGGUGGUGGGCACAGUGGGUAGCGGGAAGUCGGCUCUGAUCUCCGCGCUCCUCGGCGACAUGCACCAGUGCGACGGAUCGGACGGCGCGCCGGGUAUCGGUGGCGCGCCCAACAUCCGCGGUACGGUUGCCUACGUGGCACAGGUCGCGUGGGUGCAAUCGCUGUCGCUGAAAGAUAACGUACUGUUCGGCAGAACCAUGGAUGAGGCCCAGUACCGAGAGGCGCUGGACGUCGCGUGCAUGGAAGCGGACGUGGAGCAGCUUCCUCACGGUGAUGAGACCGAAAUCGGUGAGAAGGGAAUCACGCUAUCGGGCGGGCAGAAGCAGCGCACGGCGAUUGCGAGGGCUGUUUAUGCGGAUGCCGAUUUAGUCGUGAUGGACGAUCCGCUGUCGGCGCUUGAUGCUCACGUGGGUAAGGACCUCUUCCGCAAGUGCAUCCGCGGCGCGUUGAGGGAGAAGGCCGUGUUGCUGGUCACGCACCAGCUGCAGUUCGUGAACCAGGCUGAUCACGUCAUCGUCAUGUCCCAGGGGAAGAUCGCCGAGCGGGGCACCUACGACGAGUUGGUCACGAAAGAAGGCAGCGUGUUCAAGGCGCUGAUGGAGUCGUACCAUGGUGAAGAGUCUGACUCCGAAUCGGAACCCGGCGAUGAUGAGAAACAGGACACCGAAGGGCAUGCCGAGGAUAUGGACGGCGACAGCAAAGAUUUGCGCAAGAGCAAGGACCUCGCGCCUCUGGCUGCAGCCGCCGCGGGCGUUGCGGGCGGCGGCGCGGAGAUCAAGGCCAAGAUGGACAGCACCGACACCGGUAACACCAUCACGAAGGAGGCGAGGGGCGAGGGCGCCAUCUCGUUCAAGACGUACAAGACCUACGUGUCAAAGAUGGGCUCGCCGAUGUGGCUCCUGUUCCUCCUUGCGAUGGUAACCUUUGAGCGCCUGCUCUCCGUGUACACGAGCGUGUGGCUGGCGUACUGGUCCGAGAACCACUACGACCUCCCUCAGGGCGACUACCUGGCAAUAUACGCCGGCAUCGGCAUCGGACAGGCGGCUGUGUCGUGGGCGAGGACGUUCAUGUGGGCGCUCGCGAGCUUAGUUGCCGCAAACAAGCUCCACCUGGCGCUCUUCCGGGCGACUCUGUCCACGCGGCUGUCCUUCUUUGACGUCACCCCGCUCGGCCGCGUGAUCCAGCGGUUCACCAAGGACACGGCCGUGUUGGACAACACCUUAGGCAACAGCGUAUCGUCGUUCACGUCCUUCGGCCUGCUCCUGUUGGGAACGCUCGCGGUGAUGGCGUGGGUGAUGCCGGCACUCAUGCCCUGCCUGGUGCCCAUCGGCGCUCUCUACUUUUACGUCCAGUACUUCUUCAGGCCCGGGUACAGGGAGGCGAAGCGCCUCGACGGCAUUAGCGGAUCGCCUGUAUACUCGCAUUUUGGCGAGACCCUCACGGGUAUCUCCACGAUUCGCGCGUUUGGCCACCAGAGGCGGUUCAUUAACGAAAACGAGACGAGGAUUUCGAUCAACCAGCGCGCAGAUUAUACACAAAAGUGCGGAUGCGACCGAUGGCUCCCAGUUCGUCUUGAAACGAUCGGGAACUCCAUCACGUUCGUCGUGGCAGUCCUCGGGGUGUGGCAGAGGGGUAGCACUUACGCCGCGCUGGUGGGCCUGACCCUCAGCUACGCCAUCGACAUGACCGGGCUGCUCUCCUGGCUCAUCCGCAUCAUAUCCGAGCUCGAGUCCAACAUGGUGAGCGUGGAGAGAAUCUCAGAGUAUACCGAGCUUGAGACGGAGGAGUCAACGGGCGCAAUCGUCAAGGGCGGACCAAAGAAGCCGCCAUCUGGCUGGCCCCCCGCGGGCGCUAUAUCGUUCGAGCGACUGGAGAUGAGGUACCGACCCAGCCUUCCUCUUGUGCUGAAAGGGAUCUCGUUUGACGUCAAAGCUGGCGAGAAGGUUGGCAUCUGCGGUCGCACCGGCAGCGGCAAGAGCUCCCUCAUCGUCGCGCUCUGGCGACUGGUGGAGCCCAGCGGCGGGCGGGUGUGGCUCGAUGGCACCGACACGGGCACGCUCAGCCUGAAAGACCUCAGGAGCAGGAUCACGUGCAUACCCCAAGAUCCCAUCCUGUUCUCGGGUAACGUCCGCGAUAACCUCGACCCGUUUAAGCAACACGGCGACGAGGAACUCUGGUUCGCGCUCGAGGCCGUGCAGCUCAAGCAAGCCGUCGGCGAGCACGGCCUCGGGCUCGCGGCGCCCGUCGCGGAGUACGGCGAGAACUACAGCGCCGGACAGAGGCAGAUGCUCUGCCUGGCGAGGGCCCUGCUGAGGGACACUAAAAUCGUGUGCCUCGACGAGGCGACGGCGUCGGUGGACCUCGAGACGGACAAGGUGAUGCAGGACGUCAUCGCCGAUCAGUUCGCGUCUCGCACGAUCCUGACCAUCGCGCACCGCAUCAACACCAUCAUCGAGAACGACAAGGUGGUCUGCCUCGAGCACGGUCGGUUGCAGCGCAUGGACUCACCGGCGGCGAUGCUGCGAGACCCGGAGAGCAUGUUCGCCAAGUUGGUCGCGGAGACUGGCGAGCAGUCGGCUAGGAAUUUGCGCGCGAGGGCGGAGGAGUGCGACGCCGCGCGCGUCGCGGGGCUGCCGAUUCGCAGGGUGGGGAGCAAGGAUAGGAUUAAGACGGCGGGAAGCAAGGAGAACUUGGCGUCGCCGUUGGGCAAGUGA